Molecule: messenger RNA, 530 nt
Organism: Cicer arietinum (chickpea)
Lineage: Eukaryota; Viridiplantae; Streptophyta; Magnoliopsida; Fabales; Fabaceae
Product: cysteine proteinase inhibitor 5-like
Molecular function (GO): cysteine-type endopeptidase inhibitor activity
Source: RefSeq, a predicted model, not a curated record
UAGAAAACCAAGCGGUGGUAACUAACCCACAAAAGCACGAUUUGAAAAGAUAAAAAAGUAGCAAUUCCAGCAUCAUGAGAUUUCAAUUGAUUUUUCUUCUCCUCGUUGUUCUGUUGGCAUCUAAGACUACGAGAAAUGAAGCUAUCCCUGGCGGUUGGAGUCCGAUCGAGAACAUCAACGAUCCACAUGUGACCGAUGUCGCCAAUUUCGCCGUUACCGAAUACGACAAGCGAAGUGGGGCCAAGCUGAAGUUCGAGAAAGUUAUCAAAGGUGAAUCCCAGGUUGUCUCAGGAGCCAAUUACCGCCUCGUACUUUCUGCUAAUGACGGUUCCGUUUCUAACCACUACGAAGCUGUUGUUUGGGAGAAGGUAUGGCUGCGCUUUAGGAACCUCACUUCCUUUGUUCAAGUUCAUGCUUAAAUUCUUAAAUGUUGCUUAUUAUUUCAUCUUAUAAUAGCAUCAUUCCUCUGUAUGACUUAUUGUUAUACCAUAAAUAAAAGUUUAUGCUAUGUUCUUGAUUUUGAUUUGUUU